AGAACCUCUCUCUGGAUUCUAGUGGCUUCUCUUCUCCCCCUGUGAACUUCCUUCAAGAAUUGCCGAGCUACCGGUCCAUUGCACGCAGGAGGACAAGCUUCCUUUCCCGGGACAAGCAAAGUGGCACUUUGCUGAAGCCAACAGACUCUUUCGUCUCCCAGGUGGAGAGAGGAAUCUCUGAAAACCUCAGUAGCCAGUCCAUUCGAAAGUAUGCGCUGAACAUCUCGGAGAAACGGAGACUAAGGGACAUUCAGGAGACCCAAAUGAAGUACCUGUCUGAGUGGGACCAGUGGAAACGGUACAGCAGCAAGUCUUGGAAAAGGUUCCUGGAGAAGGCCCGUGAGAUGACGACCCACCUGGAGCUGUGGCGGGAGGACAUUCGCAGCAUAGAAGGGAAGUUCGGCACUGGGAUUCAGUCCUAUUUCUCCUUCUUGCGGUUCCUGGUGUUGCUGAACUUAGUGAUAUUUUUAAUCAUCUUCAUGCUGGUUUUGCUCCCAAUCUUGCUCACCAAAUACAAGAUCACCAACAGCACCUUUGUGCUCAUUCCGCUCAAAGACAUGGAUAUACAGUGUACAGUGUAUCCGAUAAGUAGUUCUGGACUGAUUUACUUUUAUAGUUACAUCAUAGACUUGCUUUCUGGCACUGGUUUCUUGGAGGAGACCAGCCUUUUUUAUGGACAUUACACCAUUGACGGGGUGAAAUUUCAGAACUUCACUUAUGACCUGCCUCUGGCCUAUUUGUUAAGUACAAUUGCCUACCUGGCCCUGAGCCUUCUCUGGAUAGUGAAAAGGUCUGUGGAAGGGUUCAAAGUCAACCUGAUUCGGAGCGAGGAGCACUUCCAGAGCUACUGCAACAAGAUCUUUGCGGGCUGGGACUUCUGCAUCACCAACCGCAGCAUGGCUGACCUGAAGCACAGCAGCUUGCGGUACGAGCUCCGAGCAGAUCUGGAGGAAGAAAGAAUUCGGCAGAAGAUAGCAGAAAGGACCUCAGAAGAAAAGCUACGCAUUUACUCUUUGAGACUCUUUUUGAACUGUAUUGUUCUGGCUGUUCUAGCUGCGUGCUUUUAUGCCAUCUAUAUAGCAACUAUCUUCUCGCAAGAACACAUGAAAAAAGAAAUUGACAAGAUGGUUUUUGGAGAGAACCUCUUGAUACUGUACCUACCGUCUAUUGUGAUCACGCUGGCCAAUUUUAUCACCCCACUGGUCUUUGCCAAGAUCAUUCACUAUGAGGAUUACUCCCCAGGCUUUGAGAUACGACUGACAAUCCUUAGGUGCGUCUUCAUGAAGCUGGCCACCAUCUGUGUGCUGGUGUUCACGCUGGGCUCCAAGAUCACCUCGUGCGGUAACGACACGUGCGAGCUCUGUGGCUACAACCAAAGACUGUACCCAUGCUGGGAGACCCAAGUCGGGCAGGAAAUGUACAAGCUGAUGAUCUUCGACUUCAUCAUCAUCUUGGCUGUGACACUGUUUGUGGAUUUUCCUAGGAAGCUGCUGGUGACCUACUGUUCCUCCUGGAAGCUGAUUCAGUGCUGGGGACAGCAGGAGUUCGCCAUCCCGGAUAACGUCCUGGGGAUCGUUUAUGGUCAGACGAUUUGCUGGAUCGGAGCCUUUUUCUCGCCCCUUCUCCCUGCCAUUGCAACCUUGAAAUUCAUUAUCAUCUUUUAUGUGAAGGAGUUGAGUCUUCUUUAUACCUGCAGACCCUCUCCGAGGCAGUUCAGAGCAUCCAAUUCUAAUUUCUUCUUCCUGCUGGUGUUGUUGAUUGGGCUGUGUUUGGCAAUAAUACCUCUGACGAUCAGCAUGUCACGCAUUCCUUCCUCAAAAGCCUGUGGGCCAUUCACCAACUUCAACACCACCUGGGAUGUCAUCCCCAAGACGGUGAGCACCUUCCCCAGCUCGCUGCAGUCCUUGGUCCAUGGCAUCACGUCAGAGGCCUUCGCGGUGCCUUUUUUCAUGAUCAUCUGCCUCGUGAUGUUCUACUUCAUUGCCCUCGCUGGAGCACACAAACGGGUGGUCGACCAGCUCCGAGAGCAGCUGUCCCUGGAAAGUCGUGACAAGCGCUAUCUAAUCCAGAAACUCACAGAAGCCCAGAGAGAAACCAGGAGCCCACAAGAAUGACGGUGGGAUGCUGCCGCCUGCUGCUCUAAGCUGACUGCGUGACUGUCAAGCUGCCAAGUCCACCUGGGUUUUAUGCGGAAAUUUCUAAAUAUAUUUUUUUGGAGUUUAGGCUUCUGCUGAAAGGGGCUCCGUAUGCGCAGGUGUGGCGGACAUGUUUACACGUGUUUACCUGACGCGGCCUGUUUAGUGACGCAGAAACACGGGAGGCACAACCAUCUCUUCCAUAGAGCAGCAGCUCGGCCAUGAUUCACCAGGAAACUAGCGUAUUAUGCCAUUCUAGCCCUCACACCAAAAAUCAAGGAGGAGAGACUUCUGGUUUUCACACGCUUAUUUGUGUGGUCUUCCAAUUCACUGGAGAGGUGGGCUGUUUCUUUGGACCAUGUUCUAGGGGUCUAGGCCAAGGCGUGCUCCUGAUGCAGUGACCCCUUUGAAUGGCUCUAUUAAAGAGAAACCUGAAUUUUUUUUUUUAAAUGAAGAGAAAUCCUUGAAUAUUGAUGUUUGGAACUGAAGGUGAGACCACAGAGAGGACGGUUAAUAAUUUCAGCUCCAUGUUUGUAGCAGGAGAGAGAGAAGCCUGUCCCUGCCAUGUGAAUAAGCCUCCCAAUGCCCUCGAUCAAACCCCCCAGGGCGGGGACUGUUGCAGGGUGCCAGCCUUGUUCACUUCCUGGGCAUUGUGCUGGAGCCUUACUUAUGACUCAGGGGAAAGCUGCCCCCCAGAAGGCUGGUUAUCCACCUGCCUUCAGUUCUCAUCGGUCUUGAGUUCAGAGACUGGCAGAGGACACCCCCCCCCCCGCCCCUACCCCAUGCCUUCAAAACCUGCAGGCAGGCAAAGCGUGUCUCCCAGUCUGACAAAUGUCGUUUCCUUUCAUGGGCUACAGUGAGAUCUUGGUUUCUGAGGGACACUUACUACAGAGCCAGGCUGGAAGGCGCUGCUUUGAGCCAUGGGUUUAUGUGCAUUAAGUGCUUUGGGAUGUGGGUUACGGGUCAACCAGUUCUUCAGACUAGUUAGUUUGUGAAUGUGUACCAUGCCGAAUUGGAUGCUGGUUUUGUAAAUAUACAUACCCACAUUUUUAAGGGCUUUCGUUUGUUUUCCUGUGCAUGGAAACAUUAAAUGCCUGUGCCUUUAUUUUAUAAAACACACAGAAUAUCUCUUAAGAUUUCCGUUACAGGAAAAACCAUAUGCAAUAAAUACCUCAUUAUAAGUUAAUUUGAAGUGGAUAGCUAGGAACCUUUUAAUAGAAGCCUAAGUUUUUACUGAAUAUGAUCAGUUUCAUUUCAGUAUCUUUAAAAUCUUUUUCAUAAGGGGUCGUGUGAGCUUUCCUUCCAUCGUUUUCCUCCUUUUCCCUGCUCCAAACCUUUCCUGGGGGAUAGCCUGGAACAGAAAGUUGGAUGCAGAUUUUAAUAAGCUGCUACUGUUAAGAGUAACUCCUACCCCAACUUGAUUCCUCCACCACUCAAAAAUGAUUGGCUCUUUGCUCUGAAGAGCAAAAUCAGCUUGCCCUAUUCCUGUCCCUUUGCCACUGCUGUUUUCUUGUUCUUUCACAAAGAUUGUAUUAACAUGGUAUAUUUUUGUACCUGUGAGGCCAAUGAGCUUUUCAGUCUAUUCCCAUCUUGUUAAGGUUAAUUAGUUUCUAAAUAUAGUACUAGCAUCAUGGAAUUUUGACUAACCAAAAGCCCAUUCCAUCCCCACUUUAAAAACAAAUUUGAAUGGUAAGCACUUGUGCCGAGUACUUUAAUUUAUGUAAUUUCUUACCACACCAGGCUUGUGAGGACAUUCAUGUUUUCUGUGUGUGUGUGUGUGUGUGUGUGUGUGUGUGUGUGUGUGUGGCAGGUGGCGGGUGGUACAUGAUGGACACAGUGAAAAUAUAUUGCUCUGUUCUCUCUGCCGGUUAUAAAACUGAUACUGAAAUAUGUUAAAUAACACGUUAGUUUUAGUUCAAUACGAAUGUGCAUACCUCUUCAAUUUUUUAUAUGUUUUUAUAACUUCAGGUGAUAUCUGUGUAAUUUUUAUUUUUAAAGUGGCGUUCUCUCUAACAGAUGUGUGCUAAAACUACUGAUUAAA
Molecule: messenger RNA, 4176 nt
Organism: Tupaia belangeri chinensis (Chinese tree shrew)
Lineage: Eukaryota; Metazoa; Chordata; Mammalia; Scandentia; Tupaiidae
Gene: TMC7
Product: transmembrane channel like 7
Exons: 15
Coding region: 264-2114 (616 amino acids)
Cellular component (GO): plasma membrane
Molecular function (GO): mechanosensitive monoatomic ion channel activity
Source: RefSeq, a predicted model, not a curated record